AUGAAGGUCUUGGUGGUUCUCUGUGCUCUUUUUGCUCUCUCUGAAGGCUUUACCAGGGUUCAUUUGCAGAGAGGGAAGAAGAUGAGGCAACUCCUGAGGGAAAAAGGCUUGCUGGAAGACUUCCUGAAGCACCACCACUAUGACAUCAGCACCAAAUAUGCACAUUCGUUUGCUUCCCAGGGCGUCUACGAGCCACUCAUGAACUCUUUUGACACAGAGUACUAUGGAACAAUCUACAUUGGGACCCCCCCUCAGGGGUUCAAUGUUGCAUUUGAUACCGGUUCAUCCAACCUCUGGGUUCCCUCCGUCACCUGCCAGAGUGAGGCCUGCCAAAAUCACCGGAUGUUUAAUGCAUCAAAAUCCUCCACCUACCAGAGCGCAGGAACCACCAUAUCCAUUCAGUAUGGCAUGGGCAGCAUGGCCGGAGUUGUGGGAUCUGAUAUAGUGCUAGUCUCCUCCUUCAUUGACACCAACCAGCCAUUAGCACUAAGUACCAGCGAGCCAGGACUUGUUUUUGCCUACGUUGAGUUUGAUGGGAUACUGGGCCUGGCCUAUCCAGAUAUAGCUGUUGAAGGACUUAUUCCUGUCUUUGAUAACUUGAUGCUCAAGAAUUUGGUGAAGCAGCACCUGUUUUCAGUGUAUCUGGGUCGAGAGGUAUUUGGUAGUAUGCUCAUUUUUGGUGGAAUCGAUGAAUCUUACUUUACUGGCCCUAUCCACUGGAUCCCUGUCUCUUACCAGGGCUAUUGGCAGAUCUCAAUGGACAGCAUCAUUGUGAAUGGCAAGGUGAUCACCUGUGAAUCUGGCUGCCAAGCUAUUGUUGAUACCGGCACUUCUCUCUUGGCUGGGCCUGCAGCAGAAGUCAUCAACCUACAGAAAGUCAUUGGAGCUACUCUCAUACAGUAUGGCGAGUUUAAGGUCAACUGCAAUGACAUUCCCAGCUUGCCUGAUAUCAUCUUUGUAAUCAAUGGGAUCCAAUUCCCUCUGCCUCCUUCAGCCUACACUGAGCAGGUUGGCCAAGGAGAGUGCCAAAGUAAUUUUCAGGCCACGGCUAGCUACCUGUGGAUCUUGGGAGAUGUAUUCAUCAGGGAGUAUUACAGCAUCUUUGACAGGGAAAACAACCGGGUUGGUUUGGCCAAGUCUGUUUAG
Molecule: messenger RNA, 1146 nt
Organism: Alligator sinensis (Chinese alligator)
Lineage: Eukaryota; Metazoa; Chordata; Crocodylia; Alligatoridae
Product: embryonic pepsinogen-like
Exons: 9
Coding region: 1-1146 (381 amino acids)
Biological process (GO): proteolysis
Molecular function (GO): aspartic-type endopeptidase activity
Source: RefSeq, a predicted model, not a curated record